This is a messenger RNA of Talaromyces marneffei, 378 nucleotides long. RefSeq lists its product as uncharacterized. The record is from RefSeq and is a predicted model, not a curated record. Bases 1 to 378 code for a protein of 125 amino acids. The transcript is spliced from 2 exons. Lineage: Eukaryota; Fungi; Ascomycota; Eurotiomycetes; Eurotiales; Trichocomaceae.
AUGGAAGAUCAAAGAUUUCAGACCAAAAUCGGCGAUGCUCCGGUGGCCGAGAAUAGUCUAAGCCGCUUCAAAGACAACGCCCACACUCCUUCUAGGGUGAUCGUCGAGUACCUCUUGAAAGAAGCUCCAGAGUUCAGAAAAUUAUCUGAAUUGCGCGAACAGGGAUGGAAUAAUCCAGAAGGCGAUCGAUUCUUCGAAAAACAGCGCCAGGCUGCCGACUACGCGGAUAAUAAGACGGCUAAACAAUUUUAUAAAAUGAUGAAAACCAUCGCAUGUAAUAUGCAUCAAGUGACUGGAGUCUUUCACAUCAAGAACCGCUCCCAGGAUGGCUGCUCUGUCCUAGACUUGUGCAUGGCACCGGGAGGGUUCUCGCGAUAG